This is a messenger RNA of Aspergillus fijiensis CBS 313.89, 1393 nucleotides long. RefSeq names its product cytochrome P450. The transcript has 3 exons. Lineage: Eukaryota; Fungi; Ascomycota; Eurotiomycetes; Eurotiales; Aspergillaceae. The record is from RefSeq and is a predicted model, not a curated record. Gene Ontology annotation, molecular function: monooxygenase activity; heme binding; iron ion binding. Bases 174 to 1025 code for a protein of 283 amino acids.
CCUGGUUCAAUGUGAGCGGACUACAUUCCGAGCCAAUGACUGGCGCGAUACGCUCUUGAGUGUCACUGUAUGACCGUCCCUACUAGUUCUUCACGUUCGAUCUGAUUGGGGAGCUAGCUUUCGGGGAGUCCUUCGGGUGCCUGGAAAGCUCCACCUACCAACCAUGGGUCGCCAUGAUCUUCGAGGUUAUGAAGUAUCGGGGCUUUAUGCAGGCCCUCAACUACUAUCCCUCUGUGUCUAGCACGCUAUUGAGGCUCCUCCCCAAAUCCUACGCCGAAACCUUCGCCACUCACAAGCAGCUUACCCAUGAGAAGGUCCAGCGAAGGAUCGAGAGGAAGGUGACGUACAACGACUUGACCGCCAACCUCCUCAACCCAGACCACAAACUGGAGCGAUACCAGAUCGACGGUAAUUGCUCGACGCUCAUUAUCGCCGGGAGUGAAACCACCAGCACAGCCCUGAGCGCUACAACGUAUUAUCUCACUCAAUACCCAGAAGCCAAGGCUAAGGUGAUCCAGGAGGUUCGAAGCACAUUUCAAAAGCCAGGGGAGAUCACUUCCAUCAGUGUGAAUCAACUAAAGUAUCUGCCCGCCUGCUUCACCGAGGCUAUGCGAAGAUUUCCGCCCGGGCCCGCCGUCUUCCCUCGGCGAGUUCCCAGGGAAGGGGCCUGGGUUGCGGGGCACUGGAUCCCCGGGGGCAUGCAGGUGGGCAUCUGCCAUUUUGCCGCCAACAACUCACGUCUCAAUUUUCAGGAUCCCAAAAGAUUUAUCCCGGAGCGGUGGUUGGGCGAUCCGGCGUAUGCGAAGGACGAUCGACACGCGAUGCAGGUGUUCAGUGUCGGGCCCCGCAACUGUCUUGGGCAAAGUCUGGCCAAGCUCGAGUUGCAUCUGGUGCUGUGUCGAUUCAUCUGGGAGUUCGACUGGGAGCUGUCCCCGGAGUCGGAGAAUUGGGACCACGAUACCCCGGUCUUCAACACCUGGGGGGUCAAGCCUUUGCGCAUCUUUCUCACCCCGGUCAGCCGUUGAGCGUCUGGAUACGUUGCUGUGCAAGAAAUAUGGUUAAGAUUGACUUUGUGUGGCAAACUGUAAUUUCGAAGGUUUUUCGGGACGGGCGAGACCCAUCUCAGCGCUCACAUUCAUUGAAUUCCAAGUGUCGAGGGUAGUAUGAGCAAGGAUCUUGAUAAAGAAUCGAAAUCGGGCUCAAUGUCCGGGCACACAACUUCGAAUUCACACCGAACGCACCGAGAGCCACAACAUCAGAAUCGAGUAUGACCCCCGGUAUGGAUCGGAGAAUAAUGGUCCACUAGACUAAAGACCCUUCCAACCCCGCCUUGUGCCAGAACUUAGAGUGUUAGAAUAUUGCCACUGAAGCAAACUGAUGCUGCACUCGCCAG